Molecule: messenger RNA, 7120 nt
Organism: Pecten maximus
Lineage: Eukaryota; Metazoa; Mollusca; Bivalvia; Pectinida; Pectinidae
Product: eukaryotic translation initiation factor 4 gamma 3-like
Exons: 30
Coding region: 162-5210 (1682 amino acids)
Cellular component (GO): eukaryotic translation initiation factor 4F complex
Molecular function (GO): protein binding; mRNA binding; translation initiation factor activity
Source: RefSeq, a predicted model, not a curated record
UUUUCUAUGACCUUUGACCCGACCGAAAUUUCUCGGUGAUUCACGGAAACACCCGAGUGUUAAGCCGUCUCCUUGCAGACCUAAAUAGGAGACAGUGCUUGGAAACAAGCCUCCGAAGGGUCCUUACCCAAGGACUUCAUCGCUUCCCUUUUCACGCUGAAAUGAAUGUGCAGAAGGUGAAACCAACAGUUUCAGCUGCUGUUCAGAUACCAGGACACUCACAACCAAGGAACAUUGUACCAUCUAGAGUUACAACACCACCUGUUCAUAGAGGUCCAGAAGAACAAGUUCCACAGCAGUACACCUCUUACCAACCAGGGAUAGUGAACCUUGGCUAUCCCAAUCAGUUCCUGAUAUCGCAACAGCAGCAGCAACCGCAGCAGCAGGCACAAAGUAAUCCUCAUGAAUUAGACAAGGGUCAGCUGACCACAUCCCAAACUUUUGGGGGACAGCGAACUCCAGUAACUAUUCAACAAAAUAUGUAUCAAAACCCUACGCCAGGCAUGAGAGCUGGUCCCCCACCCUUUUUCUCUGGCCAAUCACAGCAACGGCAAACUAGGUAUACUGGCCCUCCUCCCAUCAGCCAGCCGCCAAACCAGGCUAUGUACCCAGCGAUGUACAUGACGCCAAAUCACCAACCAGGGACGUUCCAACCCCCUGGUGGUACACAGAUCAUUGUUCAGCCACAACUUUCUAUGAUGCAGGUUGGUAACAGAAUGAGUACCCCUCAGUUUGCCCUACAGACCUCACAACAAGGGAUGACAGGGAUGACCACCUACCCCAUGGCUACAAAUCAAACUGCAACUCAGCAGUUUAACCCGAUUACUGUGUAUCACCAGCAAUCUAGCCAGAAUCAGAGGCCACCAUCGGCAGGCAUGAUUACACCACAAACAAAUCAACAACAAGGAAAAAGAGAGAAACACAUGAUCAAGAUUGUAGAUCCAAAUACUGGAAAAGAUAUAUCAAGUGAAAUAUAUAGCACCACAAAUCGCCCAGGUCGUUCUACUACGCCAGGUUCCAGUCCUUCCCCUGUGGCUGUAGCUCCGGGAGAGGCUGUAUCAGAGUCAGAAUCAAGUCCCCUUGUUGAAAGCCCCCCACCACCUCCAUCAGAAUCACCAAAUGGUCACCAGGGUGAUAUUGCAGCAGUAUUUGCUGCCCAGGUGGCUGCGACAUUGAAGACUGAAAUUCAAGCGGAACCUGGGUUGACUUCCAAACUUUCUCACAAUGUGCCAUCAUUUACACCUGCAGAACAAUAUCAACCGCCGAGUGCUAGUAAUGAGGAAAUUACACAGGAAUCGUACUCACCAGUCGUGACCGAAGUUAGUGAAUCAGACACUCCAGCCCUAAGUGCACCAGUUAAAGAAGCCACAACAACAGUUCUAGCUGAAGUUUCAGUAGAAUCUGGAAAAGUUUCAAAUUCAGUACGUAGUGUAACAAUAGAAUCCAAUCCAAGUCUUUCAAACACAAACGAUUCAGUUCCAGCUACACAAGAAGAAACUGCACUUGUGUCAGAUUCCGGCGUUGAUGUCCAAUCUGUGUCAUCAUUGGAGCCAAGUGACUCUUCAGUGGCCGAUAAUGUGAAACCAGAUAGCCAGAAUGUGGUUAUAGUUGAUGAAGUGGAUACUCCCGUGGAACCACCAAAGCCUUCUGAAGUGGACUCUAAACCUGACAAUGUGGCAACAACUGUCCAAAGUGAUAAUGCAAGGACUAAGGAUCUAGUAAAUGAUAAAGUGGAGUUGGAGGAAAAACUUGUAAAUAAUACCUCUAAACAGGAGGAUUCAAGUGAGAAAGACAAGGUGCCAAAUAUAUCACAAACAACUGUGGUAGAUCAUGAGGAUUCCGGUCCUGUAUCUAGUGUCAAAAAGGAAACCAAGGGAAAGAAAAAAGUCAAGGAAGUUAGCAAGAAAGGAGAAGAAUCUAAAAAAGCUGAUGUGGAGGUGUUCUUAGAGCCACAGCCAGUGGAGUCACCAACACCUGUACCAGAACCUGUACCAGAACCUGUCGUAGUUUCUCCUCCAGCAACAACAACAACAGAAACACAAGAUGUCGAAAAAACUACAGAAAAACCAGAGAAAAUGCAAGAAGUUGAAGUACAAAUACAAGACAAAAUACAGGAGGAGAAUCAAAAGAAUGAGGAAAAAAGUAAAGACGCUAAAGAAAAUACUAAAAACAGUGAAAGUACAGAAAAGGAGAAAGCUGUAAAAGAAGCCAGAUAUAAAUAUAAAGAAGACCAAUGGAGUCCUAUGAAUCCAGAAGGGAAGCGAUUGUAUGACCGUGAUUUCUUGCUGCAAAUGCAGUAUGCUGGAGACUCUACAACCAAGCCUGUUGGACUGCCAGAUCUACCUGAUAUUAUUCUAGACAAACCUCACUAUAACCAGCCUUCAGGAGGUGGAGGUGGCGGCGGUGGUGGUGGGGGAGGAGGUGGAAGAGGACCCCCCUUUUCCCGGGACCCUCAAUCAUUCACUGGAUCCUUUGACUUCACACCUGGCUAUGUCAGGUCACCAAGAGUUGGCGGUGCUGAUCGUGGUGGUGGCAGAAUGACCAAGAGUGGUAGCAACCAGGGCCGCAAAAUGGGUGGUCCUCCUCAGAGGAUCAUCACCCAUGUUUCCAUAGGACAGGAUGUCACCCUACACAAAGCAGGCGAUGCUUGGAAACCACAAAAGAGCACAGAAAAAGUUGAAGAUCCAGAAGACAAAAAGACUGAGGUAUUGUACAAAAAGGCCAGAGGUAUCCUUAACAAGCUGACUCCACAGAAAUUUCAAACUCUGGUCAAACAGAUGUCAGAACUAGAGAUCGAUACAGAGGAGAGAUUGAAGGGAGUCACAGAUCAUGUCUUUGAAAAGGCUGUCGGUGAACCUGGAUUUAGUGUAGCUUAUGCAAGCAUGUGCAGAUAUCUAGCAAUGAUCAAGGUACCUUCCCAAAAAAAGCCAGGUGAAUCUGUCAAUUUCCGUGCAAUAUUACUUACCAGAUGUCAAAAAGAGUUUGAGAAGGACAAAGACACAGAACAGGAAAUGGAAAGGAGGCGGAAAGAAAUCAAGGAGGCCAAGGAGGAGGAGAAAGAUCAGUUGAAGUCCGAUCUAGAAUUUGCGGAAUCUAAAGCCAGGAGACGGUCUUUAGGAAAUAUUAGGUUUAUUGGUGAAUUAUUUAAAUUGAAAAUGUUGACCGAGAACAUUAUGCAUGACUGUGUAUUUAAAUUGCUCAAAGCCAAAGAUUUAGAAUCGCUGGAGUGCCUGUGUCGUCUUCUCACUACCAUCGGAAAAGAAUUGGAUUCAGAUAAAGCCAAGCCAAGGAUGGAGCAGUACUUCCAACAAAUGGGAAAGAUUUCACAAGACAAGAAGACGUCCUCCCGAGUGAGAUUCAUGUUACAAGAUGUGAUCGAAUUGAGAAUGAAUCGCUGGGUACCAAGAAGGGAUGAAAACAACCCUAAAACUCUGGACCAGAUUCAUAAAGAAGCUCAGAGAGAGGAUCAAGAAAGACAACUCUUAGCUCAGCAGGCAGUCGCCCAACAGAGAGAGCAGCGAGGUGGAGGUGGCGGCGGCGGUGGAUCUAAGGGAGGUGGAAGACGUGGGCCUGGUUCACAGGGUGGCCCUCCCGGAGGUGCUGAUGGCUGGGCCACAGUUGGUGGGAGACAGCCACCUGUCCGAAUCAACGCAGAACGUCAAACUAUUGAUCCAUCAAGGCUAAAACUUUCUCGGCAAAAUGUGGAUGAAAGUGUACAGCUUGGUCCUGGUGGUGGUGCUGGAAGGUUCGCUGGAUGGCAGAGGGGAAGCACAGGUGGAGGAGCUAGAGCUUCUCAAGAGGCCGAACGUUCGUCCAAUGCACCAAGCAACAGGUUUUCAGCAUUGAGCCGAUCGGAAGACGAGAGCAGAAGUCGUCUUGGUGCAAGUCCCAACAGAGUAAGACAACAGCCUGGAAGCUUUGGUCGUCCAAACAGGGUAACGCCACGAUCAUCACAGGAACAGGAGAGGGAGAAGGCACUCGCUGCAGCAAGGAGCAUAAUUGGUGGUCAAACCACUCCAAAAGAAGGCCCUAGUCGGGAAAGCAGUCGAAGCCGUGAAGUACGCGAGGAGAAGAAAGAACCAGCACCAGUGGCUCCCCCUGCCCCUGUCAAGGAGCUGGGCCAGGAGGAGAUGGAAAAGAAAACGAUCUCCAUAGUGGACGAGUUCCUUCAUAUACAAGACAUGAACGAAGCUGUUAUGUGUGUAGAGGAAUUAAAUUCCCCAUCAACGCUACAUUUGUUUGUGAGUUCUGCCCUAAACCAUGUCCUAGAGAGAUCGGAAGUUGCUCGUCGGCAAACUGGACUGCUUCUCCAUGACUUGGUCAGGAAAGGAUCUGUUCCGGUGGCAGUUUACAUUAAUGGGCUACAUGAAAUCCUUCAGUAUGCAGAGGAUAUGGAAAUAGACAUUCCAAAGAUCUGGCAGUAUUUUGGAGAACUAAUUGGACCUAUGAUUCAAGAUGGCAGUGUUCCAUUUAGUUUCCUUAAAGAUGCCAUUGAGCCUCUUAAAGCCAGCCACAAAGCUUGUGUUCUAAUUGCUGCAAUCCUACAUGAUGCCAGUAAACGAGAGGGACACAAGAAAAUUGCAUCCAUUUGGAAGAGCUCUGGUUUAAAAUGGAGUGACUUCAUGCCAGCUGAAGAAGUGAAAACCUUCCUGAGUACCAAUAGUUUGGAUUUCACCGAGCCAGAUGGCAGCCAGCCUACCACCCCCACUAUAGCAAUGCCCCUGGAGAGUAUACAGGAAAACCUGGACAUGCUCUUACAGGAGAAAAAGUCUACUAAUGAGGAUAUCUUUGAUUGGAUUGAGACAAAUUUGGAUGACCCAAUCACGAAAUCAAAGCGUUUUAUCCGUGUGCUGAUGACAGCAGUGUGUUCAUGUGCAAUUACAGGUCGUGGAAGCAGUGCUCGCGUGGAGCCUCGUGAUGUCAUUAACCGUGGUGCAUUAUUACAGAAGUACCUUGAUCAUCAGGCCGAGUUCGAGUUACAAGCACUUUAUGCUCUUCAAUCACUAGUCCACAAACUUGAGCAUCCGCCAGGUGUACUACGGACAUUGUUUGAUACACUUUAUGAUGAGGACAUAAUAUCUGAAGAUGCGUUUAACCAAUGGGAAAAGAGUGAGGAUCCCGCUGAGCAGGAAGGCAAGGGAGUGGCUAUGCGUCAAGUUGUCCAGUUCUUCACGUGGCUACGAGAGGCUGAGGAGACUAGUGAUAGCUGAGGAUAGUUUCUAUAGGCAUUUAGUUAAUACAGAUGGGGGUUAUUUAUUUCUGAUUUAGGGGAAUAAUUACAAACUACAGAGAAAAAAUUGAAUGUUGGUAGAAGUAUGAAAUAUUUUGUACUUGACCGAAGAUUGGUGUCAAGCUGCUCACAUAUUUUUCUUUACUUCUAUAUAUAUUAUGCAACAAGCAUGUGACUGGUAUGUUGCAUACUAAAACCUGUGAAUAUGUGGAUACAAGAGAAUUUUGUUGAUAUCCGAGGCUUUGGUCAACAGGAUCUACUGUCUUAUUUCUAGACAAUUUUUGUAUUAUAUACCCUUUGGGAUAUGCUAUAUCCCACAUGUUUUUUUUUUCUGCAUAUAUGAUGUAAACAUUUAUGAAGAAAAAUAUGUUCUUCAUUUGUUGAGAAUGUCGAGAUAUUAAAUGAAACCAGGCCAAUUUUUUGUUUAUGCACAAAUGGGAGAGUGUGGAGAAUGAGUAGCAUGCAUGUGUGUUGUGCUUGUUGGUUGAGUCGGCUGUUUUGGCCAUUGCGUAAAUGACAACAGAUUGUGAUUUAAAAAUUGGUGCAAGUGAUUAUAGUAAUACAAAUUAUGUUUCUCAUCAUUAACGUGAUGGUUUUAUAAACAAAAAAAUAUACUAUUUAUGAUGUUGCAUCAUGUAUUACAUGAUAAAUAUUAUAGUGUUCAGUAAUGAAAUCUUGUCAUGUUUGGGUGACUGUCAUUGGAUGUUUGGAACAUGAAUGAAGUUUUAAUGGGAUAUCCAUUAAUUUGAACGUAAACCGUUCCCCAUCAUUUCAGUAUUAGCAUUCUAUACUGAUCAGUAACAUUUUGUCAAGGUUUAAAGUGAAUCUGCAUUAUUUUUUUUUAUUUUUUUUCCUUUUUUUUUCAUAUUCAUACACCAAUAUCUUGAUGAUUAUGAAACACAACCUGUAAAUAUCUUGUGUCAGCCUUUCACAAACGUAUGUGAAAACAGUGCAUAUGUACUGUGUUAAUUAAAUCUGCCACAUGGUGCUACUAGGUAAGCUUACUGUGCUAUUUCAUAAAUAUGGAAAACCAGAGCCAAGAAAAAAAAUGUUCAACGCUCAGUAUAAUGUAUAUUUCCAGUUGUCUGCCCUUCGUUUUCCAGACUUCAUGCCCACACAAAAUAUGAUGUUUUGAAAGGCUCUAUUGUUGCAAUUAUCAGGCACUUAAUUUCAUAUCAUUUUAAUUUAUUGAUGUCCAGUACUUGAAUUGAUUAUUUGAAAACCUGAUUCAGCAUGAAUGCAUAUUACUGAUUGUGAUCAUUGCAUAGAGACCCCAAGUAAAUAUUCCUGUAUUUCUUUACAUUGCAAUAAACAGUCCUAGGCUUCACUAAUGAUAUGUACCUACAGAUAAUUUUAUACAUAUGAAUGUGCGAAUGUUGGCAUAUUUUGUUUGUUAUUGUGUGGUUGAGGAAAGCAAGCAUUUUGAUUUGGUCACUGAUUAUAUCUGUAUAAAAGAUGCCAUUUAGAUGAAAAGUUUAAACAACCUUAAUGAGUCUGUACUACCUUCAUGCCUUAAAUUUUGUUCAUAUAUGCUUGAAGUGUGGGCGUUUAAAUUAAUGAGGAAAUGGGAUAAAUCAUUGACCAUAGCACUAAAAACAAUUAAGAGGAAUCUAUGACACGGGAAUGUUGGAUAGAACAUGCUAAAUUGGAAAUUAAUGGCAAAUAUUUUCAAAAAAUAUUUUGUCUUCUGGAAUGAAGAGUUUUGAAGAUAUUUCUUGAUGUUCUUAAUUGCUAUAUUCUCUGACAGUCUAAAUGGGCAUGUUACCUCUUGUGCUGGGGACCCCCACCCUUGCAUCCCAAACCCAAUACUUGUUACAGUGAUACAAAACCACUACUACACAAUCCAAGAGGUGGUUUUUCAUUACAAAAAAAAAAAAAGAUGAAAGGGGG